This is a messenger RNA of Lynx canadensis (Canada lynx), 11583 nucleotides long. It is a transcript of the gene ZFHX3, whose product is annotated as zinc finger homeobox 3. The record is from RefSeq and is a predicted model, not a curated record. Gene Ontology annotation, biological process: brain development; regulation of neuron differentiation; regulation of transcription by RNA polymerase II. Gene Ontology annotation, cellular component: nucleus. NCBI's taxonomy places the organism in Eukaryota, Metazoa, Chordata, Mammalia, Carnivora, Felidae. Gene Ontology annotation, molecular function: RNA polymerase II cis-regulatory region sequence-specific DNA binding; DNA-binding transcription factor activity, RNA polymerase II-specific; zinc ion binding.
GCGGCGGGCAGGCCGGGGACCCGGACGCGAGCGCCGCGCCCCGUGGGUGAAUCCCCGCCGCGCGCCCGGGGGACCCUCCCUCCCGGGGAGGGGCGACCGCCAGCCCCCGCCGCCACCAUGCGCCCCCCUGCCCUGCAUGCGGCCCCCCUGCACCUAGACAGAGCCACCUCGGAGUCCCGGGGGCGGCGGGAGGUGGGGAGAAUGCCGCCUGGGGUGGGUAAGUUCGGGGCUCCGGUGCCGCUGGAAUUUCCCAUUGUCGAGCGCGCCGCGGCCCCCGGACCUGCGAGUGCCUCCUCCCUCCGGAGGUGUGCGGAGCCUUUGUGUGCCAGGUCCGAUCCGUACUGGGUGCAAUGAAAGCUCUACGCAGGCCUUACCAUGGAAGGCUGUGACUCGCCCGUCGUCUCGGGGAAGGACAAUGGGUGCGGUAUCCCUCAGCACCAGCAAUGGACUGAACUCAACAGCACCCACCUCCCCGACAAACCCAGUAGCAUGGAGCAGUCCACAAGCGAGAACCACGGGCCCCUGGACAGCCUGAGGGCCCCCUUCAAUGAGCGCCUCGCGGAGAGCUCCGCCUCGGCCGGCCCCACCGCCGAGCCCGCCGGCAAGGAGGUCAGCUGCAACGGGUGCUCGGCCUCCUUCGCCAGCCUGCAGACCUACAUGGAGCACCACUGUCCCAGCGCGCGCCCCCCGCUGCCCCUGAGGGAGGAGAGCGGGAGCGACACCAGUGAGGAGGGGGACGAGGAGAGUGAUGUGGAGAACCUGGCUGGGGAGAUAGUCUACCAGCCCGACGGCUCGGCCUACAUUGUCGAGAGCCUGAGCCAGCUGACCCAAAGCGGGGGCGCCUGUGGCAGCGGCAGUGGCCCCCCCCCCUCGCUCUUCCUGAACUCUCUCCCCGGGGCGGGGGGCAAACAAGGGGACCCUUCUUGUGCUGCACCAGUCUACCCACAGAUCAUCAACACUUUCCACAUAGCCUCAUCCUUCGGGAAAUGGUUUGAGGGCCCAGACCAGGCUUUCCCGAAUACCUCAGCCCUGACGGGGCUCAGCCCCGUCCUGCACAGCUUCCGCGUGUUUGACGUGCGACACAAAAGCAACAAGGAUUACCUGAACAGCGACGGCUCCGCCAAAAGCUCCUGCGUAUCCAAAGAUGUUCCCAACAACGUGGACCUGUCCAAAUUCGAUGGCUUUGUGCUCUACGGCAAGAGGAAGCCCAUCCUGAUGUGCUUCCUGUGCAAACUCUCCUUCGGGUACGUCCGUUCGUUUGUGACCCACGCGGUGCACGACCAUCGAAUGACCCUGAGUGAAGACGAGCGGAAAAUUCUUAGCAAUAAGAACAUCUCCGCUAUCAUCCAAGGGAUUGGCAAAGACAAGGAACCCCUUGUGAGUUUUUUGGAACCAAAAAACAAAAACUUUCAACACCCUUUAGUUUCUACGGCUAACCUCAUAGGCCCCGGACACAGUUUUUAUGGGAAAUUUAGUGGCAUUCGGAUGGAAGGGGAGGAGGCUCUCCCAGCCGGCUCUGCUGCCGGCCCCGAGCAGCCCCAGGCUGGUAUCUUGACCCCCAGCACCCUCUUGAACCUUGGCGGGCUCACCAGCUCGGUCCUGAAGACCCCCAUUACCUCAGUCCCCCUGGGGCCUCUGGCCUCCAGUCCUACCAAAUCCUCAGAGGGCAAGGACUCUGGGGCAGCAGAAGGAGAGAAGCAAGAAGUAGGCGAUCCGGAUUGUUUCUCCGAGAAAGCAGAGCCAGCCGAGGAGGAGGCAGAGGAGGAAGAGGAGGAAGAAGAGGCAGAGGAGGAGGAGGAAGAAGAAGAGGAGGAAGAAGAGGAGGAGGAAGACGAGGGUUGCAAAGGACUCUUUCCAAGCGAGUUGGACGACGAACUGGAGGACAGGCCCCACGAGGAGGCUGGGGCCGUGGCAGGUAGCAGCAGCAAAAAGGACCUUGCUCUCUCAAACCAAAGCAUUUCUAACUCCCCCUUAAUGCCUAAUGUGCUCCAGACCCUGUCGAGGGGCACAGCUUCUACUAGUUCUAAUUCUGCUUCUUCCUUUGUUGUCUUUGAUGGUGCGAACAGGAGGAAUCGUUUAAGCUUUAACAGUGAGGGCGUCAGGGCCAAUGUGGCAGAGGGCGGCAGGAGGCUGGACUUUGCUGACGAAAGUGCCAAUAAAGACAAUGCCACAGCACCAGAACCAAAUGAAAGCACAGAGGGCGACGAUGGGGGCUUUGUCCCCCAUCACCAGCACGCUGGCUCCCUCUGCGAGCUUGGGGUUGGGGAAUGCCCCUCGGGGAGCGGCGUGGAGUGCCCCAAAUGCGACACGGUCCUGGGCUCCUCCCGCUCGCUGGGCGGCCACAUGACCAUGAUGCAUUCUCGUAACUCAUGUAAGACACUUAAGUGCCCCAAGUGCAACUGGCACUACAAGUACCAGCAGACACUGGAGGCUCACAUGAAGGAGAAGCACCCGGAACCGGGGGGCUCCUGUGUCUACUGCAAAAGCGGGCAGCCCCACCCUCGGUUGGCACGAGGUGAGAGCUACACGUGUGGUUACAAGCCUUUCCGCUGUGAGGUGUGUAACUACUCCACAACUACCAAAGGCAACCUCAGUAUUCAUAUGCAGUCCGACAAGCAUCUCAACAACAUGCAGAACCUGCAGAACGGAGGGGGGGAGCAGGUGUUCAGCCACUCGGCCGGGGCGGCGGCAGCGGCGGCGGCGGCCGCGGCCGCAGCGGCCAACAUUGGCAGCUCCUGUGGGGCCCCCUCGCCCACCAAACCAAAAACCAAACCCACCUGGCGGUGCGAGGUGUGUGAUUACGAGACCAACGUGGCCAGGAACCUGCGCAUCCACAUGACCAGCGAGAAGCACAUGCAUAACAUGAUGCUGCUGCAGCAGAACAUGUCCCAGAUUCAACACAACCGCCACCUGGGCCUCGGCAGCCUGCCCUCGCCUGCCGAGGCCGAGCUUUACCAGUACUACCUGGCCCAGAACAUGAACCUGCCCAACCUGAAGAUGGACAACACUGCCUCGGACGCCCAGUUCAUGAUGAGUGGAUUCCAGCUGGAUCCCGCCGGGCCCAUGGCCGCCAUGACGCCUGCUCUAGUGGGCGGUGAGAUCCCCCUAGACAUGCGCCUCGGGGGCGGGCAACUGGUGUCGGAGGAGCUGAUGAACCUGGGCGAGAGUUUCAUCCAGACCAACGACCCGUCUCUGAAGCUCUUCCAGUGUGCCGUGUGCAACAAGUUCACCACGGACAACCUGGACAUGCUGGGGCUGCACAUGAACGUGGAGCGCAGCCUCCCGGAAGACGAGUGGAAGGCCGUGAUGGGGGACUCGUACCAGUGCAAACUCUGCCGCUACAACACCCAGCUCAAGGCCAACUUCCAGCUGCACUGUAAGACCGACAAGCAUGUGCAGAAGUACCAGCUGGUGGCCCACAUCAAGGAGGGUGGCAAAGCCAAUGAGUGGCGGCUCAAGUGUGUGGCCAUCGGCAACCCUGUCCACCUCAAGUGCAACGCGUGUGACUACUACACCAACAGCCUGGAGAAGCUGCGGCUGCACACGGUCAACUCCAGACACGAGGCCAGCCUGAAGCUGUACAAGCACCUGCAGCAGCACGAGAGCGGAGUGGAGGGCGAAAGUUGCUAUUACCACUGCGUCCUGUGCAACUACUCCACCAAGGCCAAGCUGAACCUCAUCCAGCACGUGCGCUCCAUGAAGCACCAGCGCAGCGAGAGCCUGCGCAAGCUGCAGCGGCUGCAGAAGGGCCUUCCCGAGGAGGACGAGGACCUGGGGCAGAUCUUCACCAUCCGCAGGUGCCCCUCCACCGAUCCUGAAGAAGCCAUUGAAGAUGUUGAAGGGCCCAGUGAAGCGCCUGCUGACCCAGAGGAGCUUGCUAAAGACCAGGAGAGUGGAGGCGAGAAAGACCAGAGCAAGUGGACAGCAUCGUCCAGCCAAGCAGAGAAGGAGCUGACAGAUUCUCCCGCGACCUCCAAACGCAUCUCCUUCACAGGUAGCUCAGAAUCUCCUCUUUCUUCAAAGCGACCUAAAACAACAGAGGAGACCAAAUCAGAGCAGAUGUACCAGUGUCCCUACUGCAAGUACAGCAAUGCCGACGUCAACCGCCUCCGGGUGCACGCCAUGACGCAGCACUCCGUGCAGCCCAUGCUGCGUUGCCCCCUGUGCCAGGACAUGCUCAACAACAAGAUCCACCUCCAGCUGCACCUCACCCACCUCCACAGCGUGGCACCUGACUGCGUGGAGAAACUCAUUAUGACGGUGACCACCCCUGAGAUGGUGAUGCCCAGCAGCAUGUUCCUCCCAGCAGCUGUUCCAGAUCGAGACGGGAACUCCAAUCUGGAGGAGGCAGGAAAGCAGCCUGAAACCUCAGAGGAUUUGGGAAAGAACAUCUUGCCCUCUGUAAGCACAGAGCACAGUGGAGAUUUGAAACCUUCUCCUGCUGACCCAGGGACUGUGAGAGAAGAUUCAGGCUUCCUGUGCUGGAAGAAGGGGUGCAACCAGGUUUUCAAAACUUCUGCCACUCUUCAGACCCACUUCAAUGAGGUUCAUGCCAAGCGGCCUCAGCUGCCUGUGUCAGAUCGCCAUGUGUACAAGUAUCGCUGUAAUCAAUGCAGCCUGGCUUUCAAGACCAUUGAAAAGCUCCAGCUCCAUUCUCAGUACCACGUGAUCAGAGCUGCCACCAUGUGCUGUCUUUGUCAGCGCAGUUUCCGAACUUUCCAGGCUCUGAAAAAACACCUUGAGACAAGCCACCUGGAGUUGAGUGAGGCCGACAUCCAACAGCUUUAUGGUGGCCUUCUGGCCAACGGGGACCUCCUGGCAAUGGGAGACCCUACCCUGGCCGAGGACCACACCAUAAUUGUUGAGGAAGACAAGGAGGAAGAGAGUGAUUUGGAAGAUAAACAGAGCCCAACAGGCAGUGACUCUGGGUCGGUACAAGAAGACUCAGGCUCAGAGCCAAAGAGAGCUCUACCUUUCAGGAAAGGCCCCAACUUCACCAUGGAAAAAUUUCUAGACCCCUCUCGCCCUUACAAGUGUACCGUCUGCAAGGAAUCCUUCACUCAAAAAAAUAUCCUGUUAGUGCACUACAAUUCUGUCUCCCACCUGCAUAAGUUAAAGAGAGCCCUUCAAGAGUCGGCAACUGGUCAGCCCGAACCCACCAGCAGCCCAGACAACAAACCUUUCAAGUGUAACACUUGUAAUGUGGCCUAUAGCCAGAGUUCCACUUUGGAGAUCCACAUGAGGUCUGUGUUGCAUCAAACUAAGGCCCGAGCAGCCAAGUUGGAGGCUGCAAGUGGCAAUAGCAAUGGGACUGGGAAUAGCAGCAGUGUCUCCCUGAGCUCCUCCACCCCAAGUCCUGUGAGCACCAGUGGCAGUAACACCUUUACCACCACCAAUCCAAGCAGUGCUGGCAUCGCUCCGAGCUCCAACUUACUGAGCCAAGUGCCCGCUGAAAGCGUAGGGAUGCCGCCCCUGGGGAAUCCCAUCGGUGCCAAUAUCACUUCCCCUUCAGAGCCCAAGGAGGCGAAUCGGAAGAAGCUAGCAGAUAUGAUUGCAUCCAGGCAGCAGCAACAGCAGCAGCAGCAACAACAAGCACAGACACUGGCCCAGGCCCAGGCUCAAGUUCAAGCUCACUUGCAGCAGGAGCUGCAGCAGCAGGCUGCCCUGAUCCAGUCUCAGCUGUUCAACCCCACCCUCCUUCCUCACUUCCCCAUGACCACAGAGACCCUGCUGCAGCUCCAGCAGCAGCAGCAUCUCCUCUUCCCCUUCUACAUCCCCAGUGCAGAGUUCCAGCUCAACCCUGAGGUGAGCUUGCCAGUGACCAGCGGGGCACUGACGCUGACGGGGACGGGCCCGGGCCUGCUGGAUGAUCUGAAGGCUCAGGUUCAGAUCCCACCGCAGAGCCACCAGCAGAUCCUACAGCAGCAGCAGCAAAGCCAGUUGUCUCUGUCCCAGAGUCACUCGGCCCUUCUGCAGCCAAGCCAGCACCCCGAAAAGAAAAACAAACUGAUGGUCAAAGAAAAGGAAAAAGAAAGCCAGAGAGAGAGGGACAGUGCUGAGGUGGGAGAGGGCAACCCAGCACCCAAGGAAUCGCUGCCGGAUGCCUUGAAGGCUAAAGAGAAGAAAGAGUUGGCACCGGCAGGUAGUUCCGAGCCUUCCAUGCUCCCUCCGCGCAUCGCCUCAGAUGCGAGAGGGAACGCCACCAAGGCCUUACUGGAGAACUUUGGCUUUGAGCUGGUCAUUCAGUACAACGAGAACAAACAGAAGGUGCAGAAGAAGAAUGGGAAGACUGAGCAGGGAGAGAACCUGGAAAAGCUGGAGUGUGACUCCUGUGGCAAGUUGUUUUCUAACAUCUUGAUUUUAAAGAGUCAUCAAGAGCACGUUCACCAAAACUACUUUCCCUUUAAACAGUUAGAGAGAUUUGCUAAACAGUACCGAGAGCACUACGAUAAACUGUACCCCCUGAGGCCCCAGACCCCGGAGCCCCCACCACCACCUCCCCCACCCCCUCCUCCACCCCCACUUCCCGCAGCACCGCCUCAGCCAGCUUCCACGCCAGCCAUCCCUGCAUCGGCCCCGCCCAUCACUUCACCGACGAUCGCACCGACCCAGCCAUCUGUGCCACUCACCCAGCUCUCUAUGCCCAUGGAGCUGCCCAUCUUCUCCCCGCUGAUGAUGCAGACGAUGCCACUGCAGACCUUGCCGGCUCAGCUUCCCCCUCAACUUGGACCUGUGGAGCCUCUGCCUGCGGACCUGGCCCAGCUGUACCAGCAUCAGCUCAAUCCAAGCCUGCUCCAGCAACAGAACAAGAGGCCUCGCACCAGAAUCACAGAUGACCAGCUCCGGGUCCUGCGACAGUAUUUUGACAUUAACAACUCCCCCAGUGAAGAGCAGAUCAAAGAAAUGGCAGACAAGUCUGGGUUGCCCCAGAAGGUGAUCAAGCACUGGUUCAGAAACACCCUCUUCAAAGAGCGGCAGCGUAACAAGGAUUCCCCUUACAACUUUAGCAAUCCUCCUAUCACCAGCCUGGAGGAGCUCAAGAUUGACUCCCGGCCCCCUUCUCCGGAACCGCAGAAGCAGGAGUACUGGGGAAGCAAGAGGUCUUCAAGAACAAGGUUUACAGAUUACCAACUGAGAGUCCUACAGGAUUUCUUUGAUGCCAAUGCUUACCCAAAGGAUGAUGAAUUUGAGCAACUCUCUAAUUUACUGAACCUUCCAACCCGAGUCAUAGUGGUGUGGUUUCAAAAUGCCCGACAGAAGGCCAGGAAAAAUUAUGAGAAUCAGGGGGAGGGCAAAGAUGGAGAGCGGCGCGAGCUUACAAACGAUAGGUAUAUUCGAACAAGCAACUUGAACUACCAGUGCAAAAAAUGUAGCCUGGUGUUUCAGCGCAUCUUUGAUCUCAUCAAGCAUCAGAAGAAGCUGUGUUACAAAGAUGAGGAUGAGGAGGGGCAGGAUGACAGCCAAAAUGAGGAUUCCAUGGAUGCCAUGGAAAUCCUGACACCCACCAGCUCCUCCUGCAGCACCCCAAUGCCCUCACAGGCAUACAGCGCCCCAGCAUCAUCGGCCAACACAGCUUCCUCUGCUUUCUUACAGCUCACGGCAGAGGCUGACGAACUGGCCACUUUUAGUUCCAAAACAGAGGCGAGUGAUGAGAAACCAAAGCAGGCUGAACCUCCCAGUGCACAGCCAAACCAAACCCAAGAAAAGCAAGGACAACCAAAGGCAGAGCUGCAGCAGCAAGACCAGCCUGAGCAGAAGACAAACACAGCCCAGCAAAAGCUCCCACAGCUCACUUCCCCUGCUGCGUUGCCACAGCCUCCUCCACAAGCACCCCCACCUCAGUGCCCCUUACCCCAGUCAAGCCCCAGUCCUUCCCAGCUCUCCCACCUGCCCCUCAAGCCCCUCCACACGUCGACUCCUCAACAGUUGGCAAACCUACCUCCUCAGCUAAUCCCCUACCAGUGUGACCAAUGUAAGUUGGCAUUUCCAUCGUUUGAGCACUGGCAGGAGCAUCAGCAGCUUCAUUUUCUGAGUGCACAGAAUCAGUUCAUCCACCCCCAGUUUUUGGACAGGUCACUGGAUAUGCCUUUCAUGCUGUUUGACCCUAGUAACCCACUCCUGGCAAGCCAGCUGCUCUCUGGGGCCAUACCUCAGAUUCCAGCCAGCUCGGCCACUUCUCCUUCAACUCCGACCUCCACAAUGAACACUCUGAAGAGGAAGCUGGAGGAAAAGGCCAGUGCAAGCCCUGGAGAAAAUGACAGUGGGACAGGAGGAGAAGAACCUCAGAGAGACAAGCGUUUGAGGACAACUAUUACACCAGAACAGCUAGAAAUACUGUACCAAAAGUAUCUAUUAGACUCCAAUCCAACUCGAAAGAUGUUGGAUCACAUUGCGCAUGAGGUGGGCUUAAAGAAACGUGUGGUACAAGUCUGGUUUCAGAAUACCCGAGCCCGGGAACGGAAAGGACAGUUCCGGGCUGUGGGCCCAGCCCAGGCCCAUAGGAGAUGCCCCUUUUGCAGAGCACUCUUCAAAGCCAAGACUGCCCUUGAGGCUCAUAUCCGGUCCCGUCACUGGCAUGAAGCCAAGAGAGCUGGCUACAACCUUACUCUGUCUGCAAUGCUCCUAGACUGUGAUGGGGGACUUCAGAUGAAAGGAGAUAUUUUUGAUGGAACCAGCUUUUCCCACCUACCCCCAAGCAGUAGUGAUGGCCAAGGUGUGCCCCUCUCACCUGUGAGUAAAACCAUGGAGUUGUCUCCCAGAACUCUUCUUAGCCCUUCUUCCAUCAAGGUGGAAGGGAUUGAAGACUUUGAAAGCCCCUCCAUGUCCUCAGUUAAUCUAAACUUUGACCAAACCAAGCUGGACAAUGACGACUGUUCCUCUGUCAACACAGCAAUCACAGAUACCACUACAGGAGACGAGGGCAAUGCAGAUAAUGACAGUGCAACGGGAAUAGCAACUGAAACCAAAUCCUCCUCUGCACCCAAUGAAGGGUUGACCAAAGCGGCCAUGAUGGCAAUGUCUGAAUAUGAAGAUCGGUUGUCAUCGGGUCUGGUCAGUCCAGCCCCAAGCUUUUACAGCAAGGAAUAUGACAAUGAAGGUACAGUGGACUACAGUGAAACCUCAAGCCUUGCAGACCCCUGCUCCCCGAGUCCUGGUGCAAGUGGGUCAGCAGGCAAAUCUGGAGACAGUGGGGAUCGGCCAGGGCAGAAACGUUUUCGCACUCAGAUGACCAAUCUGCAGCUCAAAGUCCUCAAGUCAUGCUUUAAUGACUACAGGACACCCACCAUGCUAGAGUGUGAGGUCCUGGGCAAUGAUAUUGGACUGCCAAAGAGAGUUGUUCAGGUCUGGUUCCAGAAUGCCCGGGCAAAAGAAAAGAAGUCCAAGUUAAGCAUGGCCAAGCAUUUUGGUAUAAACCAAACAAGUUACGAGGGACCGAAAACAGAGUGCACUUUGUGUGGCAUCAAGUACAGCGCUAGGCUGUCUGUACGUGACCAUAUCUUUUCCCAACAGCAUAUCUCCAAAGUUAAAGACACCAUUGGAAGCCAGUUGGACAAGGAGAAAGAAUACUUUGACCCAGCCACUGUACGUCAGUUGAUGGCUCAACAAGAGUUGGACCGGAUUAAAAAGGCCAAUGAGGUCCUCGGACUGGCAGCUCAGCAGCAAGGGAUGUUUGACAAUGCCCCUCUUCAGGCUCUCAACCUUCCUACAGCAUAUCCCACGCUCCAGGGCAUUCCUCCUGUGUUGCUCCCCAGCCUCAACAGCCCCUCUUUGCCGGGCUUUACUCCAUCCAACACAGCUUUAACGUCUCCUAAACCGAACUUGAUGGGUCUGCCCAGCACAACAGUUCCUUCCCCUGGCCUCCCCACAUCUGGAUUACCAAAUAAACCGUCCUCAGCAUCGCUGAGCUCCCCGACCCCAGCACAAGCCACCAUGGCAAUGGCCCCUCAGCAACCCCCCCAACCCCAGCAGCAGCUACAGGUGCAGCCGCCGCCGCCCGCAGCCCAGCCACCACCUGCACCACAGCUCCCACCCCAACAGCAGCAACAGCAGCGCAAGGACAAAGACAGUGAGAAGGUCAAGGAGAAGGAAAAGGCACACAAAGGGAAAGGGGAGCCCCUCCCUGUCCCCAAGAAGGAGAAAGGAGAGGCACCCACAGCGGCCACAGCCACGAUCUCAGCCCCGCUGCCCGCCAUGGAGUAUGCAGUGGACCCUGCGCAGCUGCAGGCCCUGCAGGCAGCCUUGACUUCGGACCCCACAGCGUUGCUCACGAGCCAGUUCCUUCCUUACUUUGUACCAGGCUUCUCUCCUUACUAUGCCCCCCAGAUCCCCGGCGCCCUGCAGAGCGGGUACCUGCAGCCUAUGUAUGGCAUGGAAGGCCUGUUCCCCUACAGCCCUGCACUGUCGCAGGCCCUGAUGGGGCUGUCCCCGGGCUCCCUACUGCAGCAGUACCAGCAAUACCAGCAGAGUCUGCAGGAGGCGAUCCAGCAGCAGCAGCAGCGGCAACUGCAGCAGCAGCAGCAAAAAGUGCAGCAGCAGCCCAAAGCAAGCCAAACCCCAGUCCCCCAGGGGGCUGCUUCCCCAGACAAAGACCCUGCCAAAGAAUCCCCCAAACCAGAAGAGCAGAAAAACGCACCCCGUGAGGUGUCCCCCCUCCUGCCGAAACCCCCCGAAGAGCCAGAAGCAGAAAGCAAAAGUGCGGACUCCCUCUAUGACCCCUUCAUUGUUCCAAAGGUGCAGUACAAGUUGGUCUGCCGCAAGUGCCAGGCGGGCUUCGGUGACGAGGAGGCGGCAAGGAGUCACCUGAAGUCCCUCUGCUUCUUCGGCCAGUCUGUGGUGAACCUGCAAGAGAUGGUGCUUCACGUCCCCACGGGCGGCGGCGGCAGUGGCGGCGGCAGCGGUGGCGGCGGUGGCGGCGGCGGCUCGUACCACUGCCUGGCGUGCGAGAGCGCGCUCUGUGGGGAGGAAGCUCUGAGUCAACAUCUCGAGUCGGCCUUGCACAAACACAGAACAAUCACGAGAGCAGCAAGAAACGCCAAAGAGCACCCUAGUUUAUUACCUCACUCUGCCUGCUUCCCCGAUCCUAGCACCGCAUCUACCUCGCAGUCUGCCGCUCACUCAAACGACAGCCCCCCUCCCCCGUCGGCCGCCGCCCCCUCCUCGUCCUCCGCUUCCCCCCACGCCUCCAGGAAGUCUUGGCCGCAAGUGGUCUCCCGGGCUUCGGCCGCGAAGCCCCCUUCUUUUCCUCCUCUUUCCUCAUCUUCAACGGUUACCUCAAGUUCAUGCAGCACCUCAGGGGUUCAGCCCUCGAUGCCAACAGACGACUAUUCGGAGGAGUCUGACACGGAUCUCAGCCAAAAGUCCGACGGACCGGCGAGCCCGGUGGAGGGUCCCAAAGACCCCAGCUGCCCCAAGGACAGUGGUCUGACCAGUGUAGGAACGGACACCUUCAGAUUGUAAGCUUUGAAGAUGAACAAUAACAAACAAAUGAAUUUAAAUAAAAAAGAUUAAUAACAAACCAAUUUCAAAAAUAGACUAACUGCAAUUCCAAAGCUUCUAACCAAAAAAAAAAAAAAAAAAAAAAAA